ACAAGUUAUUAUCAAAUUGUAUCAUGGUAUCGGAGCUAAGGCUCUCAAAAACCUAGCCUCUCUUUUUUUCCGACCGCCGCCCACCAUGGCAGCCCCGUCGGAUCCUUUGGCGUCCUUACCCUCCGGAGUAAAACUUUUGCUUCGGAGUCUCCACAACUUAAUCCCAGAAAAACUCACCGAAACAAAUUAUCCGGCAUGGUCUCUCGAUGUCCAGACAGCUCUUUCAGCUAAUCUCCUCCUUGAUGGAUUGAUGGUCAUGAAGCAGCCCCGGCGCCAACUAUCUCCAAAAACGAUAAAAUCGUCCCUAAUCCAGAGUAUACCUCCUGGACCAUCGUUGACACACAGAUCCGCGCCUGCCUCCUAGCGGUCAUCAGCCCCUCCGUUCAAAAACAUGCUCGCGGCUUCACCACAUCUGCUGCCCUCUGGGAUGCUUUGGCCGCACGGUACAACUCCGUGUCCACCGCUCAUGUUUAUCAGCUUCGGGACAAACUCCACACUCUUCGUAAAGGUACCAAAACUAUGACACAAUACCUUGAUGAUGUGGCAACUAUUCUCUCGGAUCUCGAUGCCUUGAAAGAAGAGAUCCCUGAACGUGAUGUGGUGAAUGCUGUUAUUCGUGGUCUUCCCACCGAAUACUCAUCCUUUAAGCAAAACAUUCGCAUGAACAAUACCAAUAUUUCGUUAAAUCAGCUUUCUGGAUGGCUGAUCUCCGAAGAAAUAAACCUGGAGAUGGAGAAUAAACUCAGCCUCACCGAGUCUACCAUCACCGAACCUCGCACA
Cuscuta campestris is the source of this 780-nucleotide messenger RNA. Lineage: Eukaryota; Viridiplantae; Streptophyta; Magnoliopsida; Solanales; Convolvulaceae. The record is from the annotation of a GenBank genome assembly.